Exophiala oligosperma is the source of this 2114-nucleotide messenger RNA. RefSeq lists its product as uncharacterized. Gene Ontology annotation, cellular component: plasma membrane. The transcript is spliced from 2 exons. Bases 166 to 1848 code for a protein of 560 amino acids. NCBI's taxonomy places the organism in Eukaryota, Fungi, Ascomycota, Eurotiomycetes, Chaetothyriales, Herpotrichiellaceae. Gene Ontology annotation, molecular function: transmembrane transporter activity. The record is from RefSeq and is a predicted model, not a curated record. Gene Ontology annotation, biological process: transmembrane transport.
GUUGACCUUCACAUCGUCGUCCUUUAUCCAUUCUCGCCCGUGCGGCUACGACUGUGUGUUGACUACGCUUUCACAUCCAUCCAGCAUUAGUACCGUCAGUAUCUCAUCGACUGGAGCGAUCGCGUCUGGGCAGAUACCAGACAAGACGCAUUGUCUCUCAUCAACAUGGCGCAUCAAGGACAAGCCGCCGAUUACUACAACAAUCAGCAACAACAGUACGGAUAUCAACAGCCUGGCUAUCAACAAUACGCUCCGCCCCCAGGGCCUCCCCAAGGCUACCAAUCAUACCCUCCCCCGAAUGCCCAUCCUCAGAACCACCAACAACAAUAUCAACCUCCCCAACAGCCACCGCCUCAGCAGCAACAGCAAAAGUACGACCAGCCUCCGACGAACGGCGUACAGUUCAACGCUCCUCAAGAUGAAAAGCAGACAUUUCAAGACACUUUCAAGAUUCAAAAGCCCAAAUACAAUGACGUCUGGGCAGCUUUACUGCUGAUUGCGACCUUUUGCGGAUUCGUGGCAGUCUCAGGACUUACACUCUAUCGAUACUCGAAAUACCAUCGCUUCAAUGGUGGAGGCAUCUAUGGCUCCAGCAAUGAUUUUUCUCUCAACACGAACACCAUUAUUCUUUUCGCAUUCGUCCUUGCCGUGGGCUUCGUCGUCAGCUGGGCAUAUUUCCUUGCCGCUCGAGCCUUCACGAAACAGUUUGUCUGGCUUACUGGCAUCCUCAACUGUGUCAUGGCAGUCGGAACCGCCGUAUACUAUUUGUAUCGGCAUCUGUGGGGAGCUGGCAUUAUAUUUGCCAUUUUCGCCGUCUUCGCCAUCAUCUGUUUCAUCAGCUGGAUCCCACGCAUUCCUUUCGCGGUGUGCAUGCUCCAGCAGGGCAUGGACAUCGCUCGGAUGAAGCGUGUCCACGUAUUCAUGGUCAGCCUCAUUGGUGGUAUCGUGAGUGUUGCCUUCGCUGCAUGGUUUUCGGUCACGCUGGUCGCCAUCUACGUGUCAUACGAGCCUAGCAACCCCGGCGCAAACCCGAAUCCAUCUUGCGCUGAUGGCGGUUGUUCCAGUGGGAAAGUCAUCGGCCUUGUCGUUUUUGUGACGUUCGCAGGAUACUGGAUCUCAGAGUUCCUCAAAAAUCUCAUUCACACUGUGGUUGCUGGUGUUUACGGAAGCUGGUAUUUCUGUGCCGGAAAGCCUGGUGGGAUUCCAAAGGGCGCCACCAUGGGCGCUUUCAGACGAGCAUCAACCUAUUCCUUCGGCUCGAUUUCAUUUGGCAGUUUGAUAGUGGCAAUCAUCAACAUGCUUCGACAAGCUUGCAGCAUCGCCCAGCAGCAGGAGGCGACGGACGGUAACAUCAUCGGCACCAUCAUGUUUUGCAUUCUCGGCUGCAUGAUUAACAUCCUCAACUGGCUGGUCGAGUUCAUCAACAGAUACGCCUUCUCCCACAUCGCCCUGUACGGCAAGGCCUAUAUCCCAGCGGCCAAAGACACGUGGAAGAUGAUGAAAGACCGUGGAAUUGAUGCAUUGGUCAACGAUUGUCUUGUCGGGCCAGUCCUAACUAUGGGUUCCAUCUUCGUGGCAUAUCUAUGUGCGCUCUUGGCUUAUCUCUAUCUCGAGUUCACCAAGCCUGCUUACAACGAUGGCCGGACGUUCACGCCCGUUAUCAUGGCCUUUGCCUUCCUCAUCGGACUGCAGAUUUGCCAGACCUUCAUGACCCCGAUCGGAUCAGGAGUCGACACUAUUUUCGUUGCGAUGGCUUGGGAUCCGCAAGUGGCAAUGACGGAUCAUCCAGAAUUUUACCAGCGCUUGGUGCAUGUCUACCCACGAGUGCAGGAUGUUAUUCACGUUUGAACAGUUCGGAUUUCACAUGACGAUCGCUGGAUCAUCGUUACGCUGUAUUUCGGAAUGCAGUCACUUGCGGCAUCUAUUGUUAUUCCCAGUCCAACAAGGAGGAGCCUUCAGAGGCAGUCUUAUCUAGUCAUCCGGCAUUCGAGCCGACUUUGCCUAGGAGAAUUAAUCCUUUUUGCCUAUACUCGCGUAUCAGAAUCAUUCCAACAUGUCAAGCGAUAUCUCUUCUACUGCAUUAGAACGAACUAACACGCCACAGCUCUUCGGUU